AUGGCAUCUCUCCAAGAUCUAAAGGCACGUCGGCGGGAAGACUACCCCUACAUCCUGGACUACCGCACGCGAUGGAACGACAAUGACAUGUACGACCACAUGAACAAUUCAGUCUACAACUUUCUGUUCGACUCGGUGGUCAACGACUAUCUGAUGAAGCACUGCAAUCUGCACCCGCCCACGUCGGAGGAGCACCCUCUCGCAGCUCACCUCCACACAGACUUCUUCUCCUCGAUCGCCUACCCGGCCGUGGCAGAACUGGGCCUGCGCGUUAACAAGCUGGGCAAGUCAAGCGUCACGUACGAGAUUGGUCUGUUUGAACAGGGAUCGCCGGGCAUCAAGGCUGUGGGCGAGUUUGUCCACGUCUGGGUGCAACGUGCGACCCAGAAGCCAGGCCCCACGGGUAUGAGCGAUGGCCUGAGGAAGGGACUGGAGAAAAUCUACAAGGGGCCCGGGUCGUCGUCAUCUUCCGCCUCGCCUCGAGGCAGCAAGCUGUGA
Molecule: messenger RNA, 498 nt
Organism: Emericellopsis cladophorae
Lineage: Eukaryota; Fungi; Ascomycota; Sordariomycetes; Hypocreales; Bionectriaceae
Product: acyl-CoA thioester hydrolase
Exons: 3
Coding region: 1-498 (165 amino acids)
Cellular component (GO): mitochondrion
Molecular function (GO): fatty acyl-CoA hydrolase activity
Source: RefSeq, a predicted model, not a curated record